GUGCAUUGGGGCAAUUUCGAAAAUGGGUAUAUUCCGAAAAGGCAAAAAAUCUACCAAACGCAGCAAUAUAUUCCAGCCUGCAACAUUAGGCCAAGCGCCAUCUUAGAUUUACUUGUGGCGACAGACGUCGCGAGCCGCUCGCGCUAACGACACGCGAAUAUCGUCAAAUUAUUCAAGAGAAGUGAUUUCGCGCCAAAAUUUAGUGAUUCGUAAUAACCCCAACAUCGUUUUCUCGAAAUUCUGGUAAGUUAUUUCAAUAUUUGUUUGUUUUUAUGAUAGGUUGUUGUUUUUUGCUUAAUAAUAUUCGGAAUAUAAGGUUUCAGCUGUGUUUUUUAUUUUUUUUUCUGAUUUACCCCUCCGGGUUUAUUUCGACGUGCUUGUUUCGCAAUAAUCCCAUUUAUGUUUUCCUACCAUAAUUCUCAGGAGUUCUCAAAGUGUUUCAUACUUUUGACCUCCAACGCAAAAAUAACGGGAUGUUAUAAGUUUUAAGUUUCUGUAUGUGUGUGUAUUUGUGUGUGAGGUGUGUCUGUGGCAUCAUAGCUGCCCAACGGCUGAACCGAUCUUGUUUUUUUCUUUGAAUGGUGAAUUAGUUGGGAGUGCUUUUAUCUAUGUUUGCUGUAACUUCGGUCGGGGAUUAAUAAAAAUUCUUAACUUUGUUUUGUACCAUGAUGGCGGCGAUGCUACUUAUAUUUUUGGAAUGGGUUUUCAAAUCUCUUUCCAUAAAAGGUGGUUGUGAGAAGUGGUGAGGGAGUAGAGUCACGACCACUUCUCCCCCCCACCCCCCAAAAAAUACACCACCACGCCUCUCAGAAUCUCCUAUAAUGGAUACCGAAUUCAAAACCAGAGUUUUUUGCUCAGUUAUUGAAUUUUUUGUGUUGACAAAAGUUAUUUCGUUUUUCAGUGUCAUCAUGCCUCGUACUUAUUUAAAAAAGAAAAAUAAGACAUACACUCCUCAAGAUCUAGCCUCUGCACUACAGCAGGUAAGAAACGGGGAGCUUACCGCAUAUGCUGCUGCACAGAAGUACAAGAUCCCUAUGACCACUCUUCAUGACCAUGUCAAAACUAAAGAUACUAGGCAGAAUGCAGGUAGACCCAUUGUUCUACCUUUAGAAGACGAAAAAAAGUUAGCAAGCACCAUCAUAGUCAUGGAGAAAUGGGGAUUUGGGCUCUCAAGAUCAGAGAUUUUGGAGAUUGUGGCUGAAUAUGUGCGCGUAAAUAAUAUUCAGACACCAUUUAAGAAUAACACACCUGGACCAGAUUGGUUUAUUAACUUCCGAAAACGUCACGGUUUGUCAAUAAAAAAAGCACAAGCUGUAGAAUAUGUGCGACGUAAAAUGACAGACCCAUUCGUGAUUGCUGAAUAUUUUGAUUUGCUGAAGAAGACCUUGCAUGAUUUAAAUCUUUUAGAAAAUCCAGACUCGAUUUGGAACUUGGACGAGACGUCAUUGUGUCUGGAUCCGACCAAAACAAAAGUGGUCGGAUAAAAAAAUAAGCCAUGUGCGAGGACCACCUAUGGAAGUGGAAAAGAAAACAUCACUGUGUUAGCAGGAGCAAGUGCCAGUGGUAAAAAGUUGCCGCCUUUAAUAGUUUUUAAAGGAAAAUUCGUUUGGGACCAAUGGAUGGCUGAUCUUAACGAUAGUGAUUACGAUUUUGAAUUAACAUAUGCUGCAAGUGCUAAAGGGUGGAUGGAAACAGACAUUUUUCAUAAUUAUUUCGAAAAAGUACUCAUCCCAAGUUUCGGCGAAGAGCGACCAGCCCUUAUAAUUUACGACGGGCAUUCAACUCACGUCGAUGCCAGGGUUGUGGAGCUAGCGGUCCGAAAUAAUGUAACUAUCCUCAAAUUACCCCCACAUACAUCACAUUUAUUGCAACCGCUUGAUAUAUCUGUAUUUAAAUCAUUCAAAGCAAUAUGGGAUGCAAAACUGGUAGAGUGGCAGAGAAGAAACGUUGGUACGAAAAUGCCAAAAAACGUUUUCUCACAAACUAUGGCAGAUACUUGGCAACAAACGAACCCCGAAGUUAUAAAGAGUGGAUUUAAAAAGGCUGGAAUAUACCCUUUUAAUGCACAUGUCAUACCUAUUGACAAAUAUGAUCCAGACGCGUACCAAAGAUACAAGAAAACUUUGCUUGCCCGCACACUCAAACAGCCAAAGUCACUCAAAGAAAUAUGCAUUGAAUCAUUCAACAAUCAGUUUGCAGCAGUCAAUGAAACGAUUGAAAUAACAGGCAAUAAUUACGUUGCCUUGCUAUCUGCACAAUCAAGAAAUAAUGCCCAAAUGAUACCUUUUGAAGCCAGACACCCGAGCCAAGUACCAGCAUGUUUGCAGAAUUCGAAGCCAACAAAAUCCAAAAUAAAUAUAAUAUCAAACCACCAGGAGGAGACAAGUUUACAGAAAUCAAGAAAAGAUAGGAAGUGUGUUAUGAAGAUGAAAAACGAUAAAAACAUCACCAGUGAAAAGGCACUCGCUGACAAAAGUACAAAUCCUGUAUGUUCUAAGAAAGGCAAAGGUGUUGGGAAGAAAAGCAAAGGUAAAGAAAAUCAGAUAGACAAAAAUGAAGGAAUCAGUUAUUUUGCAACAGGUGAAGAAGACAAAAAUGAGCAGAUUGCAGAAUAUCCUAAAGAAACCCAAACCUGUAAACUACAGCCACCAGGAACGGAGAAUAAAGAAUUAGUAUGUGGAAUUCCAGAAAAGUGCCCCGUUGUAAGGGAACGUUAUGAUUUAAAUGAUACAGUGCUUGUCAGGUGUUUUAUAAGAAACAAAUGGAAAUAUUAUGUUGGGUUCAUACAAAACAUAAGCAAACAUGAAGAACAAUUACUGUUCUUUAUCGACUUCUUAAAAACGUCCAGAAGACAGCAACGUCUCAGUUUUGUUGAACCUAAAAAGAAAGAUACGGACCAAGUUCCAGAGUCAUUAGUAGUAAAGAAAAUAGAAUUACAGAAAAAACGAGAACGAGACAAAGAAUAUUACUUGACCCACGAUGAAGACACUAUUUAUUUCGACUGACUUUAUACCAAAAACCUUCUAGAUUAGUUGCAUACCUACUUAUUGAUUUCUGACACACGAAUAUUAGACAUUUAAAUAAAACUACUUAAAUUAAGGACUUUAUCGCGGUAAUAUUACUUAAUCCCGGCUUUUCGGACCCUUUACAGCAUCCAUGGUCACGGGCAGACUUAGAUGUCGGUCGUCUUGAUAUUUUAUUUGCAAACAUCAAAUAUCAACAAAAUUUAGGGUAGCUGUUUGCAACUAAAAUACCAAGACAACCAACACCUAAGUCUGCCCGUGACCGUGGAUGCUGUAACGGAUCCGAAACGUCAGGAUUAAAUAACAUAACCGCGAUAAAAUCGGUAAAAAUAGUUUUAUUUAAAUGCAUUCCUACUUCUUUUUAUUGAUAUUAUGUGUAUUUGUUGCGAUGGCUAACUGUAGUUGGCUUCAAAGAACAUUUGUGUUUUAAUUUUUUUAUUUUUUAUUUUACUACCGGAAGAUUCUAAAGAGUAGCCAAAAAUUAUCAAAAAGUCUUUGAUUUUUAUGAGAUUGAAUAAUUAUGUUUAAGGAUUGUUACUAUAAUUUUUUUUUUUUUUUUAAUAAUUCUAAUUGUUACCCACAUUACUCAAUGUGAAGUUACGUACUUAUUAAAAUAAAAGUUGAUCUCACUGA
Helicoverpa zea (corn earworm) is the source of this 3656-nucleotide messenger RNA. RefSeq lists its product as uncharacterized. The transcript has 3 exons. Lineage: Eukaryota; Metazoa; Arthropoda; Insecta; Lepidoptera; Noctuidae. The record is from RefSeq and is a predicted model, not a curated record. The coding region runs from base 1620 to 3005 and encodes 461 amino acids. Gene Ontology annotation, cellular component: nucleus. Gene Ontology annotation, molecular function: DNA binding.